Cantharellus anzutake is the source of this 363-nucleotide messenger RNA. RefSeq lists its product as uncharacterized. The annotation marks the transcript as partial. The transcript has a single exon. NCBI's taxonomy places the organism in Eukaryota, Fungi, Basidiomycota, Agaricomycetes, Cantharellales, Hydnaceae. The record is from RefSeq and is a predicted model, not a curated record.
GUUUGGCUACGGGGAUCUCCUGGAACAGGGAAGACUGCGAUAUCUAUGAGUGUUGCAUCCACUCUGAAGGAGCAGGGUAGGCUGGCCACAUCAUUCUUUUGGGAUAAGAACCAAGCAGGAACAGGCUUGGAUUCUAUCGAACUGUUCCCCUCUACCCUUGCUUGCCAACUUGCAUCCUUCAAUGAGGACUUCAAAUUGUCGCUUGUCAGACGUCUUCGGCAACCUGAUUUGGUCUUUGUUCAGGAUCUUCCUCUGGACAAACAAAUCAAUACUCUGGUGAUUGAGCCAAUGCGUGACUUGAAGGAUAUGUGGUCUUCGGGAAAUGAUCACAUCGUUAUUGUCCUGGAUGGCGUUGAUGAGUGC